GUAACCGGCUGCGCGCUGCUAGGGCUGAGCGGGCGCUCGGGCUUCAGGUGCGCAGGUUGAAGAUCGAGGAGGUGAAGAGCACCACCAAGACGCAGCGCAUCGCCUCUCACAGCUACGUGAAGGGGCUGGGGCUGGACGAGAGCGGCCUGGCCAAGCAGGCGGCCUCGGGGCUCGUGGGCCAGGAGAACGCGCGCGAGGCAUGUGGUGUGAUAGUGGAAUUAAUCAAAAGCAAGAAAAUUGCUGGAAGAGCUGUCUUGUUGGCAGGGCCUCCUGGAACUGGCAAGAAUACAGUGAUGGUGGUAGAUCACCUCAAGGAAGAAAGAAAGGCUGGAGUUCUUUCCCAGGUAAUUCUGGCGAGAGGAGCCCUCGUUAUGAACGCGAUGGGUGUGAGCCUCAGCCUUCACACCUCCAGGAGGAUGAUGGAAACGUGGUGAAGAGGGAUGUCCAGGAGGACCCCGAAGUAAGCCACUCUCCCUGUACCAUCCGAGGCAACAAGAGAGGAGUGAAAUGGCAUAGUGAAGGCCACAUGCAUACUACUGUGUAGAGAAAGAGAAAACCUCUGGAGAGAGAAAGGGGGAGAACACACAAGAUGGAACUCCAGGGAGCUGGUUCAGGGUCACAGUGAGUAUCCUGAAAAAUGUAUGGAAUGUGCAGGAGAGAAAAGCCAGGGGGAGUUGUGUUGGUCUCAUGUAGAGAUGCUGGUUUCUUUCACUGGGGACAGUUUGUAAUCUGUCCUUUUUAUUACCAGGAGUUAACAGUCUUGUUCAUCUAAGGGCAGGUUCAGAGAAGCAAUGUACAGGGAGCAGGCUGACCGUGAGGAGAACGGAGGAGCCUGUCUCAAAGCAAAGAUGGAAACUACUGCCAAGGAUAUGGAGCAACUCCACAUUGGAGGUCUCAGCUUGGCAAGCUGAGUGUGGGAGAUGGAGGGUCGAGCCUCUGGAGACCUUGUCUGAGGGGCAAGCAGUGUGUGUGCUGGGUAGGAUCUCCUGGAAAUUUAUAAAAGGAACAUCAUCUCUGACACCUUGAUUAUGUGGAAGAGAGUUUGACUGGAGAGAAAGAGUAUUUAGGAAAUCCAUAUUACGCACACCCAUAAGAAAUCAUGCCAGUGGUCCCUUCUUUACAAGCCCUUUCAAGCUCAGUAGAAGGCCGGAAAAGAAGAGGAAAAGGUUCCUCCUGCAGCCUAAAUUCCCUGUUGUCUGUCCUCUCUCCCAUUGCUUCUUUUCAUCCUUAGAUUCCUU
This is a messenger RNA of Orcinus orca (killer whale), 1238 nucleotides long. RefSeq names its product nuclear RNA export factor 2-like. Bases 200 to 544 code for a protein of 114 amino acids. The transcript is spliced from 4 exons. The record is from RefSeq and is a predicted model, not a curated record. NCBI's taxonomy places the organism in Eukaryota, Metazoa, Chordata, Mammalia, Artiodactyla, Delphinidae.